CGAUUAUUUGGAGAUUUGAGGUAGAAGCCGGAGAGAAACACUUCGAUGCUUUUCCUACGGUGCCGCAAGCUCCAUCCCCCAAAACCCUAGAUUCUCGAGAAGGGGAUCGAGGAUACUUUCAUCCAUUUGUGUCUGUUAAUAGAUUCAUACCUUUAAGUCUGCAAUAACAUCUUUGAUUCUCAUCAAAGCCAAUCAAAUAAACAAAGGCAUCAAUGGCCGGGUACAGAAUAUGCCUUCAAACUGGAAGACUUGCUGGUGUGGCUAUAUUGGUUUCUGGUGGGAUUGUUUUGCAAAUUCUGGCAUGUGCUUUGUACAAUAAUUGGUGGCCGAUGUUGACUGUGUUGAUGUAUGUCAUCCUUCCAAUGCCCUUGUUGUUCUUUGCAAGUUCAGACACCUCACUGAUGUCCAGUGAUUCAAACAGUGGUUGGGAGAAAUUCACAAAGUUCUUGACUGGAGCUUCAGUGGUAGGAAGCAUUGCAAUACCAUCAAUCCUAAAGCAUGCAGGAAUCAUUGGAUGGCCAGCUCUGUUAAUGGAGCUUUCAUCUUUUGUCGUCUUUGGUGUAGCUAUUCUAUGGCACCUUAAAAUGGGCAAUGAAGAUGAGUACAGCAUGUUUUGAUAUUUGAAAGCAGCCAUUAUUGUGAUCCUUGAUAGAGAAACAUCUCCUCAUUGAUGUACAAAAGUGUUCAUUCUGUUUCUUAUUAAUUGGGUUCAAAUGUGACUGGUCUAACUGUUUUGCUGGAAUGUAGAUGCUGUUAAUAUGAAUGUUGUUUGCUUUAAAAUUUAGUAUUUGUGUGGAUUA
This is a messenger RNA of Dioscorea cayenensis subsp. rotundata (Guinea yam), 800 nucleotides long. Its product is annotated as vacuolar protein sorting-associated protein 55 homolog. Gene Ontology annotation, biological process: late endosome to vacuole transport via multivesicular body sorting pathway. Lineage: Eukaryota; Viridiplantae; Streptophyta; Magnoliopsida; Dioscoreales; Dioscoreaceae. The transcript has 5 exons. Gene Ontology annotation, cellular component: endosome. The record is from RefSeq and is a predicted model, not a curated record. The coding region runs from base 213 to 617 and encodes 134 amino acids.